CAGUCGCUCUCUGUCCACCACCUAGAAUAGUGCUGGAGUCAGCUAAACUCCCUGGUGCGCGCCACCCCUCCGAAUCUAAUCUUCAUUGUGCAUUUUAUCUUUAUUGCUCAAACUUAGCCCGAGAUUAAUUUAAUGAUAUAUUGUAUCCACCGACAAAAUUAUUGUUUAGAUGCGGAAAGGGCCGGUGGUGUGUGAACGACUACGUGCUUUACAAGGAAUCAGGAGGAAGUGACUUACUACAUUUAUCCAGUAAUCUGGUGACGUAAAACAAGGUAUUGUGUUGACGAGUGUUAAGUUCUCCAGUUUUGUUGGAAGACGAGUGUGAGUGAGGGUGUACCUGGGUGUGGGACACUAAUGCACCGUUACCAUGGGUCAGAAAGUUCACAAACACCAAAGACUGAACAAAGGUGAAGCACUCCAAUAUGAUCCAGAAUUCAGUGGACCCAUUAAGAACAGGUCAUGUACAGAUAUAUUAUGCCUGCUUCUAUUCGUGGCAUUUUUGGCAGGAUGGGGAGUAGUGACAGGAUUUGCGGUAUUUCAUGGGGAUCCCUCCCGUCUCUUAAACCCGACUGACAGUAUGGGUCGAGUCUGUGGUAGAGGAGAACUUCAGAACAAAUCAGUACUUCUCUUCUUUGACCUUACAAGAUGUGCUUCUCCUAAAGUCAUUGCUACUGGCUGCCGCACAACGCAGGUGUGUGUGGAAAAAUGCCCCACUACAAAUUGGUUUUAUGAUCCUUUAUCAAAUGAAGAGGAGAAUAUGAGAAUGGAUCUUAUUUGUCAAGAUGGCAUUGAUCCUAUGGACACAUCUUUUGGUGUUUUGGAUCUCAUAAAGGAGGAGAAGUGUGCCUUUUACUAUGUGGAAAGCAAAGCUAUUGGUCAUCGAUGUAUCCCAACCGACAUUGCCCAACAUGCCAACAGUAUCAUCGAAGCUAUUAAAGCUGCAUAUGGCCUGGACACAAAUGACUUUGAGAUUCUUGAAGUUCUUUUUAAGGCCAUGAAAAAUGUUAUGAGACUUGCUGUGUUCCAGAAGGUGGCUGAAGGUGUGUUUCAAGAUGUAAAGACAACUUGGUGGGUUCUGCUGGUUGGUUUUGGUAUUGCAAUGCUUGUGUCAUUACUUUGGAUCAUACUCCUUCGGUUCAUCUCAGCCAUCAUGAUUUGGUUCUCAUUGGUUGCCUUUGUUGGACUUUCUGGUUUUGGAGCAUACUACACCCUCAACAAGUAUCUCACCCUGCGAAAGAGUGUUGACAACUCUACAAUGUCUCGAGCAGAAUUUGAGUAUACAACAGAAGUAAGCAGAUAUACAGAACUAGAAACAACAUGGUUGAUAUUAUUCAUCAUUACAGUGACAAUCUUUGUGGUCUGUUUAUUAGUGCUCAUCUUCUUGCGCAAGAGAAUUAAUAUAGCCAUCGCCCUUAUUGGCCAAGCAAGCAAGGCUGUGGGUGACAUCAUGUCUACGCUGAUCUUCCCUGUUGUACCAUAUUUGCUGCAGUUGAUAUUCCUGGCACUUUUCUGUGUGGUUGGGGUUCUUCUGGCAUCGGCAGGAAAAACUGAAUAUCGAAUCAUGUGUUCUGAAGAUGGGUGUCAAUGUCAAGAUAUAAAGGAACAUGAUACCUGCAUAUUUGAGGAUUUUAAUAAAAGCUCUUGUCCUGGGGCUUCGUGCCAGUUUUUUGACUACGUAGUUGAUCCACACAUUCCAUGGCUUCAUGUCUACAAUGUGUUUGCACUGUUCUGGUCUAUGUUCUUUGUUUCUGCAUUUGGAGAGAUGGUGUUAGCAGGAACAUUUGCUUCAUGGUACUGGGCCUUCAACAAAUCAGAUGUCCCAACCCUGGCAGUUACAGAGAGUUUUGGGAGAACCAUUAGGUACCACAUUGGCACUUUGGCAUUUGGGUCACUCAUCAUUGCCAUUGUGCGCAUGAUUCGUGUGAUAAUGGAGUAUAUCGAUCACAAGAUUAGAGAGAAAACUGAUAGUAAGAUUGUCCGAUGUCUCAUGUGUUGUUGUCGGUGCUGUCUCUGGUGCCUGGAGAAAUUCCUCAAAUUCAUAAAUAGGAAUGCAUAUGUCUACUGUGCCAUCUACGGGAAGAACUUUUGUGUGUCAGCCAAGAAUGCCUUUUCACUUAUCAUGAGGAACAUAGCCCGUGUGGUAGUACUGGACAAAGUGACAGACUUCCUACUCUUCAUUGGAAAGAUGGUGGUUGUGGGAAUCAUUGGUGUUGCUUCCUUCUUCAUAUUCAGUGGUGAAGUAAAAAUUAUGAAGGGUUAUUUGCCUGAGAUGAAUUAUUAUCAUACUCCAGUUAUUAUUAUCACUAUUGGCACCUUUUUUAUAACCACUGCAUUCUUCUCUGUUUAUGCUAUGGCUGUGGACACAUUGUUCCUGUGUUUCCUGGUGGAUUGUGAGAAAAAUGACGGGUCAGCAGAAAAACCAUACUACAUGUCUAAGGACCUCAUGAAGAUCCUGGACAAGAAGAAUAAAUUCAAGGAAGAGUAAUGGUAUUUUAACAAAAAAUGUUUAAGCUUUCAGCAACAGCUUUAUUGCAGGUUAUGAGGUCUUCAGUGUGCUGUUUGAAAUGCCACGAUAAAAUUUUUCAUUAAAAAGAAAAAUUUUAGGUGAUUGAAUCUCUUGAUAAUUAUAGCCCACUUCUGCUGCAAAAUAAGUUGGUUGGCAUAUUACAGGAAAUGGAAAACAAAUUAACUGUGACAGAUCAUUUAUGGCAGAAUUUGCUAAUUGGAAUGUCAGUUUUAUAAGUGACUGAUGGAAUUAUGAGUUUUAUUUUGAACAGUUGAAGGAAGUUGUAAGUAGCAUUUUCAUUGUUUUAGAAAUACAUCAUUAUUAAAUGAAUUUAAAAUGGAUUUACAGUAUAGUAGAGCAUUUAUACUAAAGUAAUGGGCAGGAAAAUGCUCCUUGCAUUAUCUGAAUUAUCUAGCUUUUCUUAAAAAAAUUCCCAUAGAAUUGUAUGAAAUAGAAUUUAUUCAGGUCUAGAUUUAAUAACAUGCUAUUUCUACAUUUUUGAAAACAUUGUUUUUUGUAGUUCAGAAGAUUUGUAAUGCUCUUUUACAUAUUUGACUUUGCAGAUAUUGAUUAUGGAGAAGUCUGAUUAAAUGAAUUUAUCAAAGGUAAAUUGUUUUGAUUUCUGUGUUCUAAUAUUUACAGUCAGAAGCAGUAAUUGCUUCCCCCCUAGUAACCAGAGCCACGGCAGGUGAAGACCUGGAGAUCGGAUAAACCCUUCUCCCUCCCCUAUCCCCUGUUUAAACAUUGCUGGGUAUUUUUGUAACUAUCGUGGCUGGCGAUGUUGCAUUGUGUUGAUAUUGGCCUUCACUGGCCAUGGCUCCAGCGACUACCGUGGAUAGCAAUUUCCGCUUCCGAAUAUGCUGUAGUGUAUUUUGAUACCAUUAUGUAGUGCUAACCCAAAAAGUAACGAGACCCCGGGAUCCUGUGG
Homarus americanus (American lobster) is the source of this 3434-nucleotide messenger RNA. Its product is annotated as choline transporter-like 2. Gene Ontology annotation, molecular function: transmembrane transporter activity. The transcript is spliced from 13 exons. Gene Ontology annotation, cellular component: membrane. Bases 368 to 2485 code for a protein of 705 amino acids. Gene Ontology annotation, biological process: transmembrane transport. The record is from RefSeq and is a predicted model, not a curated record. Lineage: Eukaryota; Metazoa; Arthropoda; Malacostraca; Decapoda; Nephropidae.